AUGGAGAAGAACUUUGAUGAGAUAGCUGUUGGUAGCCAAGAUGGUAGUUCCAGCGAUUUGGAGCACAUCGAGGUUGACUGGACUGAAGAAGAGGAAGCGAAACUCAUUCGCAAUGGAAAUGCUCUCACAGACUUUUUCAUGGCUGAUGUUGGGAUUACUCAAAGCCAGUUCAAUGUUGGACAGCAGCUUUUAUCUGCGGGUAUUGUCUUGCUUGAGAUUCCCAGCAACUUCAUCCUCUACCGUGUUGGGCCCGCCAAGUGGAUUGGAUCCCAGAUCAUCGCUUGGGGUCUUGUUGCCACGUUUCAGGCAUUCCAGAAAGGUUUAGGUGCUUUUCUUUCUACUCGACUUCUCCUUGGUCUCUGUGAAGCUGGCUUCAUCCCUGCUGGAUUAUAUACAAUUACUCGAUGGUACAAGCGUGAUGAAACCAGCAAGCGAUUCUCUAUCUACUUCCUGGGUAACAUGAUUGCCUCUGGAGCAUCAGGUCUCAUUGCAUAUGGAAUUCUUCACAUGCGAGGUAUUGGCGGACUUGGAGGUUGGCAAUGGCUUUUCAUCCUCGAAGGUAUCUUCACCAUCCUUGUUGGGAUUCUCUUCAUCCUGUUCUUCCCAGACAGUCCCUUCAACCCCGUCUCACUCUUUAAGUUCGGUGUCUUCACUGAGAGGGAGAAAGAGAUCCUAAUGAAAAGAAUUCUGAAGGAUGAUCCUUCCAAGAUUCACGCAAAGCCAAACGUUACUAAAGAAGAGUUUCGCAAUGUGAUGACAAACUGGAGACUCAUUCCCCAUGUUUUACUCACUAUUAGUGCUCUCGCGCCCGCUACAACAAUGGGCUCCUACUCGCCAAGCCUUGUGAAGUCAUUCGGUUAUGAGAGACUCAAGUCGAAUGCCCUUGUGUCGAUUGGAUCAUGGGCCCUUGUUGUGACCAACCUCUUGUGGGGUUAUCUGGGUGAUAAACUUCAAAUGCGCGGCCCUCUCGUUGCAUUUGGAAUCUUCAUGUUCUGGGCAUUCGCGAUCGCUGAUCGUGUCAUGGUGUUUUCACCCGAUGGACAUACACGAUUCGCUCUGUUGACAUUAACUCAUGCUUUCGGAUGGCAAUGGCAUCCCCUGAAUGGUUCCUGGAUGGCUCUCAACGCUGGUUCCGCUGGAGAGAGGUCCAUCACUAUGGCCAUCCUCAUCAUGUCAGCCAACACAUCUGGAAUUAUUGGAAGUCAACUCUUCCAAGAGCAUGAUGCUCCUCUUUACAAAACAGGUUGGACUGCUAUCAUGGCUCUGGCUUCGGUUGGUCUUGUUAUGGCUGUCGUUGCGAACUUGCAGUAUUUCUUCCUCAACGGCCGAAGGAUAGGUCGCAAGGGAUUAAAGUAUAGUCCUUAA
Molecule: messenger RNA, 1365 nt
Organism: Fusarium musae
Lineage: Eukaryota; Fungi; Ascomycota; Sordariomycetes; Hypocreales; Nectriaceae
Exons: 11
Coding region: 1-1365 (454 amino acids)
Biological process (GO): transmembrane transport
Cellular component (GO): membrane
Molecular function (GO): transmembrane transporter activity
Source: RefSeq, a predicted model, not a curated record